Mytilus trossulus (common blue mussel) is the source of this 7917-nucleotide messenger RNA. RefSeq names its product innexin unc-9-like. NCBI's taxonomy places the organism in Eukaryota, Metazoa, Mollusca, Bivalvia, Mytilida, Mytilidae. The record is from RefSeq and is a predicted model, not a curated record. Bases 256 to 1521 code for a protein of 421 amino acids. The transcript is spliced from 2 exons.
AUUAUUGAUGUCCAACGAUAGCAAUGGAACCGGUGAAUGUAAAUAUAUUCCAGUUUAUAAUAGGUGAACAAGGUAGAAGCAUCGAUUGCUACCUUCGGAACAUACCUUCGGAAGAACAUACCUUCGGAAUAAAGUAUGGCAGAUUUUGUUCAGUAAAGGCAGCAGGAUUGUUAUAGGAAUAAUUAUAGAAGUUAAGAAUGAGUUGCAGGAUAUUGGCGGUGGAGAUUUAUUUGCAUCUAGGGAUUUGAAUUAGAAAUGAUAUGUUUUCUUUUUCGAAAGAAAUUUGCGUAUAAACCUAUUCCUAAAGACGAAAUGAUGCUUGACAGUGUCCUCGGGAGCUUCGCCACAUAUGCAAGGUUAAAAGGUCGUUACGAUGACGACUGGAUCGAUAGGUUAAAUCAUUUAUACACGACUAUAAUUUUCAUCAUUUUUACCAUUGUUGUUAGUACGAAGCAGUAUGUUGGCGAGCCAAUCCACUGCUGGUGUCCGGCUGAAUUCAAGGAGUCUAUGGUUGACUACACUAACAAUGUAUGUUGGAUAUCCAAUACAUACUACGUCCAUAUUGACAAGGAUAUUCCGAAGUACAAUCACGCGAGAUAUGAAAGCGAGAUUACAUACUACCAGUGGGUUCCGAUGAUCUUGUUGUUUCAAGCCUUGUUAUUUAAGGUCCCCUGUAUUAUGUGGAGAAUUUUAACAGCAUCAGCCGGAGUCAAUUUGGAUAAAAUAGUCACACUUGCAGCGGAAACACAGUAUAUUUCUCCAGAUGAUAGAGAACGAACUAUAAAACACAUAGUACGUUACAUGGACAGAUGGUUGGAAAAUGCUCGUGAAUAUAGAUCCGGAUGUUUUAUACGCUUGCGUCAAACUAUUUCAAAAUACUGUUGUAUAGUAUGUGGAAAACGUUAUGGAAAUUAUCUGGUCACCAUAUAUAUGUUUAUAAAGUUACUAUACAUGUCGAAUGCUAUUGGACAGUUAUUCAUUUUGAAUGAAUUUCUAGGGACAAAUUACAACGCAUAUGGACUUGAAGUAUUAAGCCAUCUGGCCAGUGGCGAGGAGUGGGACGAAUCAGCAAGGUUCCCAAGGGUGACACUAUGUGAUUUUAAAAUUCGUAAACUUGCUACACUCCAACAGUACACAGUACAAUGUGUACUACCUAUAAAUCUUUUUAAUGAGAAGAUUUUCAUAUUUAUCUGGUUCUGGCUUGUUUUUGUGUCUGUUUUAAGUUCGGCGAAUUUCUUAGUAUGGUGUUAUACUAUGAUUUUUAGACAACACCGAAUUCGUUAUUUGAAAAAAUUUCUCAGGAUUAAUGAAUGUUACAAAUCAGAAUUAGACAAGAAAAUGGCCGUCAAAUUCGCUGAGCAGUAUUUGCGACAAGAUGGUAUUUUUGUUUUGAGACUUGUAGGUAAAAACGCUAAUGAUGUUUUAGUGUCAGAGAUAGUGUUGCAUCUAUGGAACCAUUAUAGAAACAAACCAUUAUUUAAACAUGCUAAUCAGGUCAGCGAUGACAAUAGUAAUGUCUGACUAACCGCACAAAAACUACUGAAACUUGUUAAAAUCCAGUAUUAUGCAUUUGAUGAUGGAGAAGGUACACAAGGUCAGAGAGUUUCCGAUAUUUUACUAUCAGAUGAUCUCAACCUUCCGAAUGGUGAUAUCAGCCAAUCAUCUUUCGAAACAGAGGUUUAAACAAUUAGCGCAGACGCAGACCCAACGUCUCUGAAGAACAGUGUUUUAACAUUGCAUUUCUCUAAUUAAUUACCAAAAAUGCAUGUUUCAUAUUAAUAAGAAUCACCGUCCAAUUUAGCGAAGAAUGACAGUAAUAUAAGAGGGUCUGGAAGGGGAUUAGAGAAUACAGAUUAAAAAAAAUACUUGAAUAUAAAGAACAGAAAAUAAUUGAUAAAAUAGACCAAGCAAAUAGAAUAAUGACUUAAAAAUUAAAGAUAAGAUUAAUAAAGACCUUCCAUCCCCUCUAUCCAGAUCCUUAAAGAAUGUGGAAGGUGAUGUAUACACAUUUCUGGAAAUUGUUUCGUUAUUUCCAACCUACGGUGCUACUGUAUUUCAAGAGACAAGUCACGUGACAGCUGUUGGUGUUAGGUUAUCAUGGAAUUGAUGAUGGAUAUUGCAUAUAUGCAAGUACUUAUUUUGCAGUUGUGUUUUCAUAUUUUAUUAUGUUAAGUAAAUGUAUAUUUCAAUUGUAAAAUGUAAAUAGUAACCAUCGGAUAGAUUAUAGGUAGUUUUUAGAAUUAUAUAUGUUUGUAUUAUGUAUGUGAAGAAUGUAAAAUUGGAUGGAAAUGAUAGAUUGUGGUUGACUUUGUACCGUUGAAACUACAUUUUUUAUAUUUUCUCUAACAAACGUAAAUUAAAAAAAAUAAUUACCAUUUCAAAAAUUUCAAUUCAUUAUCAUUUUGAGCACCAAAUGAAUAAUGUUUAACACAAUUUACUUAAAAGCGCUGCUUUAUAAUAAGGGAAACAAAACAAGAGGUUGAUAACGAACAAGAGAAUAUGUUUCUACUGUGAGUAACUAUGUGUCUAACUAAUCAUUCAAUCAUUAAUAAAUAAAAGGAACUCUUAAACGAUCGCUUAAAAAAAUGUAAACAUUAUGUGAAUGUAAACCUCAUAAUCAAAUAUGGCAUAUCAUUGUAUUUUUUUCCAUUCAAUGUGCCUUGUUUUCUGACAACUAUGUAGCAAAGUCAAAUUUUGAUAGAAAUUGUACAUAUUAAUGUAUGAAAUAAUGAUUAUGGCAAUGGAGCAAUUCAUAUGAUAAAUUCAAAAUAAUAAAAUUCUCGUCACAAUAAAAUGCAUUUCAACAUGCAAAACCAAGAUAUAAUUAGGCAUGUAAACUUUUAUCAUGUGCCUGAAACAUAACAAAAAAGGGGAUUUUUCGUUACUAAAUGCAAUGCAAUUAUUUGUUUUUUUAGAUAACUCGUUAUUUUGACAUAGUAAUCACAAAAACAUAUUCAAAUCAAAACCCAGAUAUAAACAAAAUCACAUCUUACCUUUACAAUGUGCUUCGAACAAAACCAGAUUAGAGAAUGUAGUUUUUUUGGCAUUAAAUUCAAUGUAAAAUGGAAUUUUAUAAUUUCUUCUGAAUAAGUACCUAUUUGUAGAUGACACAAUUUAAGAUUGUACGUAUACAGUCUUAAUAUAUACCAUUUAUGACUACGAUAUCUUGUUCAAAUUCAAUUUAUACUCAUCUUUUUUAUCAUUCAUUUGUGAACAUGAUAGGCGGAAAUAGCAAAUAUUGUAGUUGUACUAACCUUUAAAAUCAUAAGCAUCAUUCUGACGCUUUUUAACAUAGAAUAUUAUAGUUAUAGUAUAAAACCAGAAAGAUCAUCUUUUUUUAUAACCUCAAAAAAUUCGAAAUAAAAAUCAAUUUACAUAUUUUUUUCAACACAGUAGUAUUUAUUAACUUUCCCAACUGCUAUUUGUGCUUCAGAACUAGUACUCUUUUACUAUUUGCAUUGAUUAACUUUAUGAUUUUUCUAAAAUAACGACAUAUUGCAGCAAACAGUUGUAUUUCAUCUAGCUAACCUCAUAAUGAAUCGUUCUUGUUCAAAUUGAAAAGAUAACUUUCAUAAGUCAUUAUAUUUACAUUUGGAAUGUCUAAUAAUCUGCCAAAAACGUAAAAUGUUUGCCAAAUAACGUUAUGAAUGUCAAAUUAGUUAUCACCAGUCGCCACGCACAAUUCAUGAUGAGGCAAACGCCACGAUACGGCAUACUAUAGCAUUGAGUCAUAUUUGUAAAUAUCCAUCAAACCAUUUCAUUUUAAAAGAAUCGGUAUAGACUAAAUAGUAUAACAAUAUUUACCUUUAAGAAUUUUUUUUACGAAAUUCAACCCUUCAAAUUGCAGAUGACCUGUGUAAAAUAAUAUGUAAUGGAAUUAUGACUAUUGAACAACGGCAUACUACUGUAGCCUAUAUAUUUAUUCAUUGCUAUUUUCUAUCAACUACAUUAUUUCUGACCUUCCAAGCAAAAUUGUAUUUCUUUGAUCCAAAUUUAUGAUAUGAAAAAAAGGGCUGAUAGAGUACUAUGAUUUCAAAAAAGAAUUCAAGGACGCUUCAUACCUCUAAUGAAGAUUAAUUAUCUUUUACUUAGAGGCAAAGGUAUGGUUUUGAAAAAAAUAAAUAAUGAAUAUAACAUAGCCGGGUUUUGCUUUCAAAUUUACAUUUUUUGAUUGAAUUAGUGUCUAUUAAGACAUAGCUUAAUUUGAACUAACAAACUGUAUACUUUGUUAUUUAUUUAUUGUUUCACUUAAUCUUGCUUGUACACGUGAUUUGAAAUUAUACUUAUUCUAACAUAUUUAAAAUAAACUGUACUUUGAGUUAACUUUAGUCGAACCUUUUUAAGAAUUAAGGAACAUAUUUUUUUUAUAUAUGCUUAAGUAUGACUGUGUUAACUAGUUACUAACUCAGCAAUAGUAUUUACCAUUGUUAAGCAUGACAUUAAUGGCGUUCUAUGAAAAUGAUCUAGCGACAAGUAUUUUCAACAUCAGAGUCUGAUGCAUUCUGGGUAAUAUUAUUAAAAACGUUAUUCAACGUAGUAAUUGUUUAAGAUCGCCUUUAUCAAUUGGGAUUCAAAAACGACCAAGAUGGGUUGUUGAUAUUUAUUUAUUGGUACUAACAUUUACAUAGGAAUUAAAAAGUAUCUGAAAUGUGUUCAACAAUGAAUUGCUUUUAAAAAUAACAUACUGUUUUCAAUUUUACCAUAGGAUGUAUGUCUAGUCUAUACUUGUGAAUAUAUUUUAAAAUUGUAUUUAGCAUUAAUGUUAUGUAAAUAUUGUACAAAUCAUGAUUUUUAUACAAAUCAGAUAUCUCAUUGUAGUAAGCACUAAACUGUGAUCAUUCCUUGUUUUUUGUUCUUUAUUGGUUAUCGCCAGGUCAUAGUAUAAAACCAGUGAAAACAGUUUAUUUAUUACUUAUUUAUGUAUUAUGCAAAUGUACUAGUUUAUCAUUAAAACUUUUUCUAUUAGCAUUAACAUUAAUCUUACAUUCAUCUCUCGGUUUUUUGGUGUGUACAAAUUUUCGUGGAUUGAGGAAAACUUUAAUUUUCGUGGAUACUUGAUUUUGUUGUUUUUCAAAUAUUUGCAUACAAAACAUAGAAGAGAAAUUUUAUAAUUCGUUGCACAUUUAAAUUCACACAUGAAACCUACGAAAAUGGGUAUCACCACAGUAGAUAGCAAAUGGACAUUUUAUUAUAAAUGCUGAUUUACUGACUAUGAUAUAAUAUUUUGGGGACACCAUACAAUAGCGGACCACGUGAUAUCUGAAAGGACCAAAACGUUAAAAGUCGUUGAUAGUUAAUUGACUCUCUGCUUACGGCCUCGGCAAGCAAUAUACCAAUUUGCUUCUCAUAUGUUGUUUUUUCACGUUGAAAAUCGUUUAAUGUGGAUACGUAUACGUCCCUCUAUUAAUUGGAUUUAAGAAUUUAGCAUGCAAGCAAAAACAUCACCAUUUUGAUCCUGACAAAAUCCAAAAAGCUCGGAGCGAUUUACAUUUUCUUUUGUUGCAUGGGAUUCAAAAACUAAGAUAUCGUCACCGAUACGAUUUCAUUUACUGUAUUUAUAACAAGAUUCAACCGUGAUAUAAUACAAAACCAUUGCAUAGUGUUUAAAUUACAUUUAAAGUUUUACGCCAUUAAAUUAUUCAACAAUUAUUGCUCUCAAAUCAUCAAAAACAAACGUAAUGAACCAAAUCAAGUUAUCAUUGUAACAUUUAUGCUUUUAAUUUUAUUAUCUCCUUUAAAAUAAAUCUAUUAAAAUGUGAAAUAAUUUUGACUUAAAUCAAAACCCUCAUUAUUAUGUUUGUUAAUGCCAUAAGAUUUAAGACAUUAGGAGUAAAGUCUUCAAAGAAGAUCUAGUUCAAGAUUUUGAUUGUAAAUAAUAAAAAUAUUAACAUGACGAAAAAGAAAUCGUUAAGUAUGAAAAACAGAUUUAAACCAUGAUUUAUAAACUAACAUUGAUGAAAAAGAAAUUAUCAGAAAUUAUCGUAACGGUUAUUACUGUUUAGGGGAGGGGAUGAUACCAAAUAAGUAUGGAGAUAAUAACCUAUACAUUACAUAAAUUCAUGUGAUUUGUCAAUAAUAAUUUUUAUAGUUUGGAUAUUCUCUUUAUAUAUAAAGAUUCCUUUUUAAUAUUUUUUCUGUCAAUGUUUUGGGAGAGGGGGUUCGAAAAUGUCAUUUAUAUACUACUUUUGUCCUCUCGAUUUCUUAUAUUAACAAUUUCACUUUUAUAAAACAAAGGUUCCGCGAUCGUUAUUAAAAUCUACUUCUCUAAUGCUUGUGCUAUUUUCACAUUUCCUAACCAGUGUGAGAAAAAUAUUUCUCCUAACUAGUGAAAAAUUUGUUCUCGUCAAAUGAUUAGUCGAAAUUUGAUUAUGACGUCUAAAUGUUUUGUUUUCUUCUGAAUUUUCCUAUUGUGACGCCAUGAAAAAAGGCGGCAAUGUCUGAUGACGUCGCAUAUAUAGAACACAAGUUUCUGAAAAUCUUUGAAAAAAAAGGAUAAAAAUCAUUAGAGAAACAGAUUCCGACACUAUAACUCGUGUAAUACGAUAUUUCUCCACUCUCGACAGUUAAAUUUUAGUUAUUUAAAGUGCUCGGCAAGUCUCGCGCUUUAAAUAAUAAAAUUUAACUGUCUCAAGUGAAUAAAUAUCCUAAUACACUUGUUGCAGUGUAGGAAUCUAUAUUUGGACCUUUUGAGUACUAAAACGUACUCAUUGCUUGUUUGCAGCUGUUCGUUUUAUUACAAAUUUGUUUUUGCAUUUAAGAUAAUAAAUAUGUCUUGUCUUGUUAGCUAUUAUCUUUAUAAUAACAAAUCAUCCAGUGACAACAUCACAAUCAGGUCAACGUAUCUUUCUGGAAGUAUGAAAUUUUAAUAUAAUUUCUAAUAUACUUCUGGUUAAUAAGUACUGGAUGUCACAUUAAAAGUAACCUCAUCCAAGCGUUAUUAUUUAAAGCAUUUAUUUUGAGAUUUACUAAUUACUUUUGAAUUAAAUGAACAGCAUUUAUUAACUGAUCCGAUCCGCUAUCAUUAUAAGUCAAGAAGGUAUGUUUAAGUAGAGUGAGUCAGAACAUUUGCAGCAUGAUGUUAAAUGGCCUGAAUUUAUAAUAUUCUUUUUACCUUAGUCAAUGACAAUUACCAAUCAAGCUGCAUAAUCUUAUUUUCAUGUACAUGAUUAGAUAAGCGCAGAUAUGACAUGUUUUCAUUAUAUAACGCUCGUACAACAGGAUAAUAUGAAAUCUUGUUUUGAAAAUUUCUUUUGUCUUAAGGGAUAUUUUUUUUUACAUUAAACAUUGAUUAUAUUGUAAUUUCAAGGGUUAUGUCCCUUUAUAAAUGCAUUCCAUAUCACAUUUAAGUCCCAUUAAUGUACAGACAUUCCACAAAUCAAGGCUGACAUUUUUAUGUGUGUUCAUAUGACAUUUUCAAACUGUGAUAGCAUUACUGUUUUAUCAUCACGCUUCUUCCCCAUCUGGCUUUGUUAUAAUUACCUGUACUCAAUUUUGGGAUAUGGGGAAAUUCGUGUAAUUGAAAUAAGUGUAUAUAAUAAAUCAAACAGCAUUGUGACAAAAUUGAACAUUUCAAAUUAUGAUCAAGGGAAUGUCAUUUGAAAAUUUAAAUGACUAUAAAAGAAACCUGAUAUUUACUUUUCUUUUCUCAGAAAUAUUUGGAUACUAAUUUAAUGGGAAAAUAUGAUUUGUGUUAAUAUCAAUAUUCUUAUGACCAACCCACCUGUCCCCCAAAAACAAAAGACUAAGUAUUAUUGGUUAACACUGACUACUUGUACUUAAUGUGUAUAUAAUGUUUAACUAUGUUUAGUGGAUAAUUUUCAGCUUUUUCACAAAAUAUAAAAAGUAAAUUUUCAUAAUUUUCAUAACCUGUAGCAUUGUAAUUGAGUAAAAAUUGUUGAAUAAACUAUGCACAUACAA